AAUUAUAUUAAAUUAGAAAAUGUACAUGCUAUAUGAUACAAUGAUUGCAAAUGACAUAAAGGACAAAGAACAAAACUUAAAAGCUGAGCUGAAUUUUGAAGCCAUGUGCAGCAUUGUGUGGGGUAAAAAGAGAAAAUGAAGCAAUAUAAUUAUGAAUAACUAAAAAACAACGGUGCCACCAGACAAUUUCAUAUUACGGGAUACGGCAUACCUGUUUCCAAGGGUUCCCCACGGAGUUGUCACCAUCACCACCCCGCUUCUCUAAAACCCUUCUGGAACGUUGCGUCUCUCUCUCACACCCCAAAGCUCUGCCUCUGCCCCCCACUUUCUACGCCCUAUAAAAUCCCUCCUUUUUCCCCUCUUCUCCAUACGCUCAUCAAAUUCACUCAGAUCUUCUCUCCAUAAUUUACGCAACUCCUCUUUCAAUUCAGUUCUCAAACCCUUCCGAUGGACCUAAUUUCGGGUUUGCCUGACGACAUGGCACUCGACUGUUUGAUUCGGGUAUCGUAUCAGCAGUUCCCGGCGGUCGCCUCCGUCUGCAAAGCCUGGAAGACCGAGAUUCAGUCGUCUGAGUUUCGCCGUCGGAGGAAAAUCGCAGGGCACGUCCAGAAGCUUGUCGUCAUGGUUCAGGCAAGAGUUGACUCGGAGAAACCCGGCGCUGGAGCCAUAAAAGGAACGCUGAACCCGGUUUACCGCCUGACAGUUUGUGAGCCGGAGACUGGUCUCUGGAGCGAGAUGCCUUCUAUUCCGGGUUUACAAGGCGGGUUGCCCAUGUUCUGCCAGAUUGCGGGUGUCGGGUUCGAUCUAGUUGUGAUGGGCGGGUGGCGCCCCGAUUCGUGGAAGGCGUCGAAUUCGGUGUUUAUCUAUAACUUCAUGUCGGCGAAAUGGCGCCGUGGGGCCGAUAUGCCCGGCGGGCCCAGGACGUUCUUCGGCUGUGCUUCCGAUUCGCGGCGCUUCGUGUACGUCGCCGGCGGGCACAGCGAGGAGAAGAACGCGUUGAGGUCGGCGUUCGCGUAUGACGUGGCGCGCGACAAGUGGGUCCCGCUGCCUCCCAUGGCAAGAGAACGGGAUGAAUGCAAGGCCGUCUUCCACAACGGGAAGUUCAGAGUGGUCGGAGGGUACUGCACCGAGAUGCAAGGACGGUUCGAGAGAACUGCCGAGGCCUUCGAUGUGGCCACGUGGAGGUGGGACCCGGUGGACGAGGAGUUCCUAGAUUCAGCCACGUGUCCGAGGACCUGCGUCGACGGCGGAGACGACGACGAGAAAGUGUAUAUGUGUGCUCCCGCCGGGGAGGUGAUGGCCCUAGAGGGCGGCACGUGGCGGUCGAUAGCCAAGGUGGGAGAUGAGAUGCGCAGCGUUGCGUAUGUGAGGCCGUGGGAGGGGAAGAUGCUGGUAAUAGGAUCAAGUGCGUACAGUGAACCGCACAUGGGAAUUGUAUUAGACCUGAAAACUGGUCACCGGAGAAAAUUGGAAAUCGCCCAGAACUACACAGGCCACGUUCAGUCCGGUUGUCUUCUAGAAAUUUAAGGGAUUAAUCCCCUUGUUAUGUAAAUAAGCAAGAUUUUGUUUUCUUUUUGGCAUUCCUUCUUUAAGAAAGAAUGUGUCAUAUAGUACAAUGUAGGAUUUUUCUUAAUGACCAAUACAGUCAGCCCUUGCCAUAUUUCAUUUUGUCAUCUCUGGGAAGUAUGGAAAAUCUCAUGUUUAAAUAUCAUUGGAGUUAUAAGAGCCUAAUUAUUACAGAU
Neltuma alba is the source of this 1742-nucleotide messenger RNA. Its product is annotated as F-box/kelch-repeat protein At1g80440-like. The transcript has a single exon. The coding region runs from base 448 to 1527 and encodes 359 amino acids. Lineage: Eukaryota; Viridiplantae; Streptophyta; Magnoliopsida; Fabales; Fabaceae. Gene Ontology annotation, biological process: negative regulation of cytokinin-activated signaling pathway; regulation of phenylpropanoid metabolic process. The record is from RefSeq and is a predicted model, not a curated record. Gene Ontology annotation, molecular function: protein binding.